AUUAACUUUUUGGCUUUCUUGGGUUUACGGUUGUGAGCUAACAGUAGAAGCUGCCGGACUGUGGAAGGGGGGUGGUGAGGAGGAGAGCAAUUGAUCUUCGUUGUAAACUUUGUGUCACAGGGCCAGUCCGGUCACAGUCUGAAGUCUCUCUGGUUUUGCUUUCCGUCUAAUUCAGGGUCUCACUUUGCCUUCGACAGAAGGAGGGAGAGGCUGGUCCACGAGGGAGGGAUUCAAGGAGAAAACUCGGGAAGGCUGUCGCGAAGGGGGUAGGCUGUUCGCAGGCCGCAUGCUUGAGCCUAAACGUGUUAUUUUUUUCGCAUCGCGACAAAUCAAUGCUGAGUGAUGUCGUGUCAUCAACCACUCUCGCGCCUGUCUGUGCCUUGUCAUCAUCCCCCUUCCGCGGUGGGUAAGGUGACGACGGCAUCACCGCCGCAAGGCGAGUUUCUCCCUUUUCCUGCGCCCGGGAGUCUCGGGCCAGAGACGAGAUCUCGGGGCAUCAAAGCUUGUCGCAUACAAGACGUGCGAGAUGCGGGUGGUUGGUUUCCUCUUCCAUCGAACAUGUGGUGGCCCUGCUCCCCUUCGCCCCCUUUUUGUCUUCCCCCCCCCCCUUCCUCCGUGCGUUGCAUCGCCUUCGUCCGAUAUCGAAAGCUUACCAUCGUCAAGUCUCGCUUCCUUCCAGAACUUUCAGAGAAGGCACCUUGUCUCCGCCGGCGACUAGCGGUGAGCACGCGAGCCGGCGAGCCUCAUGCCUUCCCUUACUUUCGCCCUUCCCACCACCCUUCGGUAGCCGGGUGCCGUACGGCCCGUCGUCGCGAGUCGUGGGCUGUGAGCGUGACCUUCCCCCUUGACGUUUCAAGAACCGCGGGUUUUCUUUAUCCGCGGGGAAUUUCUCGUACCUCCUUGAUGGAGGGGGGGCGACGGCAAUGGCGGCCGUUUUGCUUGUAACCGUUAUGCUCGACUCAUUCGGGUUACUCGCCUUCUCCCGGUCUGCUCAAGUCGAUCCAGUCAAUCAUUUGGCUGAUGAUCGUCUGUUCGAUUUGCGGAUCGUGAGGGGAAGGGGCCCAGCAGGCUUCGGUGGCAAGUAAACAACGCUACUAGUUAUUAUUAGCUUAAUAUUUCGUUUCGAAAAGAGGAAAAAAAAAAGAUUAGACAAAGUGGGAGAGGCAACA
Colletotrichum navitas is the source of this 1169-nucleotide messenger RNA. RefSeq lists its product as uncharacterized. Bases 343 to 945 code for a protein of 200 amino acids. The transcript has a single exon. The record is from RefSeq and is a predicted model, not a curated record. Lineage: Eukaryota; Fungi; Ascomycota; Sordariomycetes; Glomerellales; Glomerellaceae.